Molecule: messenger RNA, 2415 nt
Organism: Danio aesculapii
Lineage: Eukaryota; Metazoa; Chordata; Actinopteri; Cypriniformes; Danionidae
Gene: abcg1
Product: ATP-binding cassette, sub-family G (WHITE), member 1
Exons: 15
Coding region: 25-2046 (673 amino acids)
Biological process (GO): cholesterol homeostasis
Cellular component (GO): plasma membrane
Molecular function (GO): ATP binding; ATP hydrolysis activity; ABC-type sterol transporter activity
Source: RefSeq, a predicted model, not a curated record
UUAAACGCAGCACAUUUUACAGGAAUGGCAUGUCUCAUGGCAGCCUUUUCAUUCAACAACACCACAGUCACCAACUCCAUCAUAAUGAAUACAAACGGACCUCCCGAUCUCAUGCUGGACCCCAGAACUGUGUGUGUGUCCAUUGAUGAAAUGAUGUCCAACAACGUCAGCAGUCAACAAACGCCACUGUUACACGCGCACCUGAAAAAAGUGGAGAACAAUCUGACCGAGGCCCAGAGGUUCUCAUACCUGCCCCGCAGACCCGCGGUCAACAUCGAGUUCAAAGACCUCUCGUAUUCGGUUCCUGAAGGACCAUGGUGGAGGAAAAAAGGUUACAAGACCCUUCUGAAAGGGAUCUCUGGGAACUUCACCGGUGGAGCUUUGGUGGCCAUCAUGGGACCCUCGGGGGCUGGGAAAUCGACAUUAAUGAACAUUCUAGCAGGUUACAGGGAAACUGGCAUGAAGGGGGAAAUCCUGAUAAACGGGCAUCCAAGAGAUCUGCGUUCCUUCAGGAAAGUGUCCUGCUACAUCAUGCAGGAUGACAUGCUCCUGCCACACCUCACUGUGCAGGAAGCCAUGAUGGUAUCGGCUAAUCUCAAACUCCAGGAAAAGGAUGAAGGGAGACGUGAAAUGGUUCGGGAAAUCUUGACGGCUCUCGGCUUAUUGGAAUGUGCCAAAACACGCACUUCCCACCUUUCUGGAGGCCAGAGGAAGCGUUUGGCCAUCGCCCUGGAGCUGGUCAACAACCCGCCGGUCAUGUUCUUCGAUGAGCCCACCAGUGGCCUGGACUCGUCCUCCUGCUUUCAGGUGGUGUCUCUGAUGAAGGCUCUCGCUCAGGGCGGAAGAACCGUCAUCUGCACAAUUCACCAGCCCAGCGCUAAAGUCUUCGAGCUCUUCGACAAGCUUUACGUCCUCAGUCAAGGCCAGUGUAUUUACAGAGGAAAAGUGUCCAGCUUAAUCCCGUAUCUGCGAGAUCUGGGACUCAGCUGUCCGACAUAUCACAACCCUGCAGACUUUAUAAUGGAGGUGGCGUCUGGUGAAUACGGUGAUCAAACGGCUCGUCUGGUGAAAGCUGUGCAGGAGCACAAGUGCGAGAAAGACUACACAACUCAAAUGAACGGCAACGGAGUCCACAAUCCAUUCCUGUGGCACAGACCAUCCGAUGAGGACUCUUCAUCUUCAGAGGGAUGCCACAGCUUCUCUGCCAGCUGUUUGACGCAGUUCUGCAUCCUCUUCAAGAGAACUGUCCUCAGCAUCAUGAGAGACUCGGUGCUGACUCACUUGCGGAUCAUGUCUCAUCUUGGCAUCGGGAUUCUGAUCGGCCUCUUAUAUCUGGGCAUCGGCAACGAGGCCAAGAAAGUCCUCAGCAACUCUGGCUUCCUGUUCUUCUCCAUGCUGUUCCUCAUGUUUGCAGCUUUGAUGCCCACCGUUCUCACCUUUCCACUUGAGAUGGGCGUAUUUUUGAGAGAGCAUCUAAAUUACUGGUACAGUCUAAAGGCUUACUACUUGGCCAAAACAAUGGCGGAUGUGCCGUUUCAGAUUGUGUUUCCAGUGGCGUACUGCAGUAUAGUGUACUGGAUGACAUCACAGCCUUCAGACGCAGUUCGCUUCAUUCUUUUCCUGGCUUUAGGGACGCUCACGUCACUGGUUGCACAGUCACUUGGGCUACUGAUCGGAGCUGCAUCCACAUCAUUACAGGUAGCAACUUUUGUGGGUCCUGUUACAGCCAUCCCAGUGCUGCUGUUUUCAGGCUUCUUUGUCAGUUUUGACACCAUCCCCAAAUACCUCCAGUGGAUAUCAUACAUUUCUUAUGUCAGGUAUGGUUUUGAAGGGGUAAUUCUGUCCAUCUAUGGGCUGGACCGUGAGGACCUGCAUUGCGACAAAGACGAAACCUGCCACUUCCAGAAGUCCGAAGCCAUUCUGAAGGAGCUGGACGUUGAGGACGCGAAGCUCUACAUGGACUUUAUCGUGCUGGGCAUCUUCUUUAUAUCGCUCCGUCUGAUCGCCUACUUCGUCCUCCGAUACAAGAUCAAUGCUGAGAGGUAGACACCUGAAGGAUGUGAUGGAGAAAGAGUACUGCUGAGACUUUCUUGCCCAGGCAGGGCCAGGCUGAGAAAGCCAAAGCAAAGAGGGUUGGUCGCUCCAAAACAACCAUGGCCAUGUUUUCCCUCACAGGACUGAAACCUGGGCUGAACUUGAAGUCACAGUAUGUAGAUGCCCAGCUUUUUUGCGUGCUUUUAUACAGAAACAAAGAGCGUAGAACGCAACAGUUUUGGGGCUCAACCAAACAUCUGCAUGGAUAGAUUAAGAAACACGGGGAGCACACUGAUGAAACAUGAUGGUGAGACAUAUUCAGUGGAGAAGUUCUGAGUUUGGCUAUAUAAAGGUAAUGUGCUAGUUUCUGUGAUCAUUUUG